Cladocopium goreaui is the source of this 5031-nucleotide messenger RNA. Lineage: Eukaryota; Dinophyceae; Suessiales; Symbiodiniaceae. The record is from the annotation of a GenBank genome assembly.
GUGGAGGUGGAUCUCUUUUCCCAGCAACACCGCUGCGGCCAGCUCCGGGGCUCAGUGCGCCAGAUGAAUUCGGAGCUCCAAGACCUUGAACUUGGAGAGGCUGAAGCGCAGCAAGACUCCCAGUGGGCUCCAUAUCUGGAGGCCGAAAUCCGCUGGCGUCAGGUGGAACUGAUGAAGAAACGCUUGGCCAGCAUGAUCCAGAGCCAAAGCUCCCGUGCUGAGGUCUUGGACAGUGCUGUGGCUGAGAUUCACCAAGACUUAGACCGCCGCGCCCAAGACAUUCUGCACCUGGCACAGCGGGCGCGUUUCGCACCGGAGAUCCGUGCUGACGUCCCCUUGGCCCAGCGCUUGGAGGUGGACGCGGUUCAGGCCGAGCUACAACAUCAACGCGAAGUCUUCGAGCUACGGCGGAGACAGGCCCAGGCCCUUGAAGGUCGCUUUGAAGAUGAGGCCAAGCCCAUGGCUCUCAAGGCCUGGAUUGACUGGGCCACACGAAGCUUGGAGUGCCACGAGGCAAGAGCUCCUGAGCGGACACGGCAAGCAGCACGCGACGUGCAGGAUAGAAAGCAAUACUUGGAGGAUGCCUGCGUUUCGGCCACCCGGGAUGCAGAUGCUGCAGCCAAGCGGGUGACCCACUUAGCACGGCAGCGCGAUGCUUUGCUGCGAGGGGUAGAGGAGGUGAGUAAAGAGGAGCGUCGCGCCAUAGGACGCCUGGAACAGGCGGAGGAGAAGCUGCGCCUGGACCGACGAAGGGCGGUGGAGACGACGCGGAAGGCCUUGAUGAAACGAGGUGAAGCUCGAAGCAAGGAGGAGCGCGACGCGGUGACGCUGGAGGCUCAAGAGAUGGUUGCCAUGGCGCGUGAGCGACAGAUUGCUGAGCUGCGGGAGCUCAGCGAAGAGUCGCAUUGCGUCCACUGGGAGACGAGCUGCGUCAGGGCGCAACUAGAGGCCAUGGAGGCGCAGGAAGGGACGGAGCAGAAGCCGUCGGACUCAGAGGCUCCGGUGGUUCCAGGCGAGGCACCUGCUGUGCCAACUGCGCGGCAAGGUGCUCCUCUCCGGCGCACGGCCGAGGUGCUCUACCGGGCAGGGGCUGGGAUGCCACAAAAUCCACAAAGUUUGUUGAAUUCCACCAUGGCCACCAUGGCGUGGUUCCUUGCUUUGACGCUCUCGCUGGGCGUGACAACUUCAACGCCUUUGCCAACGGUGCCGCGGCGUGUGGCCAGCGGAGACUGGGAGGAGGUCAUGCUGGCUUUGCGAACAGACGGAGCAGUGAUUGUGACUGGCUACGUCCUCGACAACUCGACCUCUUCAGAUUUUCGUGCCAUGGCGCAGCAGCUGCCCCACGAUCUCUUCAACGGCACGGCGGGACGUCCCUCGUUGUUUUCCAACGACGCGCCAGUGUCGGCGGUGCACGAAGAGUUGGAGGAAGCCAAAAAACGCGGGAAGUACUUGCCCGGAAGAUGCUUGACAAGAUGUUCUGAGGGGAACCCCCUCGAAGCUAUUGGCAUCGGCCUCGUUGACUUGCAACAUCUUGCAACAAAGGUCUACGGCGACGCGUUGCCGGACUUCAUCGCGCUGCUCUGCCAGGAGCCCUCGAGGGAAGGGGGCGGCAACACCUUGAUCGAUGGCCGGCGAUUCUUCGAAAGCCUGGACCCUGAGCUGGUUCGAUGGCUAGAACAGACCUCUGUGGAUCUCUCGGAAGGAGACCAAGGUAUUACCGCUGGACGCGCUGCGCAGGGGCCGGUGAUCCAGUACCAUGGUGAGCGCCUGAAAUGGCGGAGACAGAUCAACGUGGAAAAAGCCCAGCGCACCGACAGCUGGAAGCCUCUGGACCAUGCCCAGCGCGGUGAUCAGCACGAGACGUCAGCAUACCUGUCGCUGUGGAAGCCGCUGCCCAACGCUUCGGAACAGGAGGCUCAAGAAAUUCAGCAAAAGCUUGAGUUGGUCGAUCUCCAGCUGCAGAAGGCUACCGGGCUAGCGGAGCGAGAAGGCUUGUUCUACUUACGUUCCGGCGAGGCUCUAAUCUUGGAUAACUGGCGCUUGCUGCAUAGUCGCCAGCCCUACCAGGGCCAGAGCGCUCGAAAGAUGUGGCGCAUUUGGUCCUGGACUUCGGAGGGUUCGGGGCUGCCGGCGGACGGUGCCCAGACCUCCCAGCCGCUGAACGAUGCGGUCUUCGGCCGGUCGGCCGAGGCCGGCGCCGAGGCGACGGCCGCGGCGCUGCGGCGCCUCGCAGCGCAGCACGCGGCGCAGCAGGCGGAGCGGCUGCAGCGCCAGGAAGGGCUGCAGCAGCGCUUGGAGGAGGCGCAGGAGAGGCUGCGCAUUUGUCGGGAGAUGCAACACAGCGAAGCGCACCAAGCCUUGUAUCGAUACCGGCAAGAUGAAAGUGAGGUGGAACGACUUCAAUUGGAGAUGGCGGAAGCCUCUGCAGGCUCUUUGGAAUCUCCCGAGGCCUUUGAGCAGGCAGCUCCGAUGCCUGCGCUUCCGAGCGAGGAGUUUCUGCGCGAGGGAGCCGUCGUCUCCUGCGGAGUCACGGAGCCCAGUGCGUCACCUCGGAGUUCCGACUGUCGCGAGCGCUUCCCCGUGUGGGCGCAGGCAGCACCGGUUCCGAAGCUGGAACAGAAGGAGAUUCAGCUGUUUUACUCCCAGGUGCAUCCUCUUCAACUUGGCGUCCAGCUAAGAGCCGCCACCUCGCCGCAGCAGACCUUUGAGGAGAAGACGUUAGCGCUUAGUUCCGACUUCCAACGUUUGGAACUCUGGCCCUCGGUGCCUUUGUCCUACUUUGCCUAUCUAGAGAAGAUGGGAACCCCUCUGGAACGAUUGUUCUCCAAAAUCUUUGUGGCAGCACACGCCCCUGCAUGGGCAGUUUGUUCAGCACAAAGGCGGCGGCCACAACGACCAGACAGCCAACUAGUUCCGGCAGAGAUCUUGGCAGAUAUCCCUGAGGUUGUGGUUCCCACUUCCAGUUUGGUUUGCCAUUUGGUGCACUGGGUUUCCUCCAAGAACCGUGAAUGGCCCUAUCGGGUCAAGGCAGCCUGCUGCUUGCGGGAUUGGCUCAGCCCCCUCAACGAUGGGACCGUGCCAGUGGAGACGCUCCAAGUUUCCUCAAAUCACAGAAUGCCAGUCGAGAAUGGCCAGUGUAUGAUUGAUAGCUUAGAGAUGAAAAGCUUCACAGCACUACCAUGGUGGGUAACCUUCCGGAAUUUCAUGGACGCAAUGGCACAGGAAGAAGCAGGACUACCAGAGUCUAAAAAACUCAUCAAGGGCAAUGUUGCUAGCCUGACAGUAGGCGAGCUGAUUUCUUUGCUUGCACUUUGUGAUGAAGACCCUCUUUGCAUCAAUUGUUGCCACCGCCUUGGCCGACAAUGUGCGGCGUUGAUGUCUGAGCAUCUUUACAGGUAUGCUGAACACAGGGGGUCAAACACUAGUCUGGUGGAGCAACAAAAAAAAUCAAACGUUCUGCAUGGAGCAGUGAAAGAACAAGCGGUGUCUCUUGUCCAGUCUGGUGUCAAAACGUCACUGGAAGAUGCGCUGGAGCACAUGGGGUAUCGACGCGGGCUUGCAGCGAACAUUUACCAGGACUACCAAAGUGCAUUGCUUUAUCGCCAUCGAAUUGACUUUGAGGGUGCCCGAUACUUCCAGGUUUUGCUGGACGGAGGGAAUCCCAUGAAAAAGAAGGCUGUGUACUUCAUCUUGUGUCAGCUCAGCUUGCUGGCCAAUCAAGCUUCAUGUUUUUGUCGCAAUGCUUGCCUGCAAGUUGUGCAUCUUUGUGCACAGGCUCAACUAAUGUCAGUUAGUGACAUUGAGAAAUCCUUCUUUGUUACAGGCCAAGGAUCAGACAGUGACUUCACUGGAGGAGCUGCGGGGUUCGAGGAGAUUGAUAGCACGAUGAGGAGAAUGCUCCAAAACCGGGUUCCCCAUGAAUGCCACGUCUUUGGUGACAUACUGGACAUCUUUGGGGAUGGGAGGGCUGCCUACAACCACCUCAAUAGCAUUUCAUCUUACAGAGACAAGAUUGCUUGGGCAAACCAAGUUCCAACAAGUAAGACUGCAUGGUGCUUUCAACAUGAUCAGUACUGUGACCUCUUCACCGGUGCCACACUUCGAUGUGGCGGUUUCCCAUGUCAAGAUUUUAGCCAAGCAGGGAUGCAACAAGGAACUUCAGGAAAGCAAGCCCCAGUUGUGGCUGCGUUUGGUAGAAAAACGAAAGAGUUGGCGAAUCCGCUGUUAACAAUCGAGAAUGUUGACCGUUGCCCCACCGACGUCGUUCAUGAUACAUUCAGCUCUGAAUAUCAAUGGUAUUGUGAAGCUUGCUUUGAUCCAGCUGCAGUUGGCUUUGACUGCAUCAGAAGAUCCAGGCUGUAUAUGGGAGCUCUUCACGAAUCUUCCGCAACAUGCGUGAUUGACCCUGGCAUCCUGCUACAGCAUACUAUGCAUUGUAUCGGGCGGGACCCACCUUUGAAGCCAGGAAUGCUCAUGGUUGCUGGCACCAAUGACUUCUGGCAAGAUUGCUGGCACCUGACAAGUGGCGACAGUGGCCGGGGCAAGAGGUCUUCAGACCAGCUGCUUCUGGCUGCAGAACAAGCUAGACUGGAUAAUUACGUUUCCAAGUUCUGGGAGUUGCCCCACACAAACCGAUGUGAUUAUUCGGAUUUGGUAGUGCACUUAGGGGAUUCCCCAGCUACAGGUUGGGUGACGUGGAGCGCCCGACAUGGGGUAAUGCCCACAAUCAGAAGAACUGGGGGGCUGUACUAUGUUCCAUGUCUAGGCCGACACCUCACACUUCGAGAAAUGUAUUUGUCAAUGGGAUACCCUACCUAUGUUCAGUAUGUAGGUUACGAUGCAUCCCUUGCCUAUCGUGUUUUCACGCCACAAACAAGUUGGUGGGAUGCACGCAGAGCACUUGGCAACUCAAUGCAUGUUGCCCAGGUGGGGUGUUUUGUUGGAUCCCUUCUUUUGAGUUCCCGGUCGAAAGAAUCAGGGCUCCCAUUAAGCGAGCUCUUCCAAAUUAUGGACAGGAGCCUGUGGCAAUAG